Adineta ricciae is the source of this 708-nucleotide messenger RNA. The record is from the annotation of a GenBank genome assembly. NCBI's taxonomy places the organism in Eukaryota, Metazoa, Rotifera, Eurotatoria, Adinetida, Adinetidae.
AUGGAAAACACUAAAUUUGAUAUUCUCGGUCGUAAAGAUCUAUUUGUGAAUGUUUUCUUUUUGUUUUCAUGUCGCAAAACGAAAACAUCCACCACUCGUCGACUACAUAAUCCGAAAACGAUCUCAGCAAAUUCGACUCCUGAUCAACUAUCAUCUCAAUCAUUGAUUGUUCAUGAUAGUCAACACAAUAAUGAUCUUACACGGUUCUAUUUAACAACAGCAGAUAAAUUACUCGAAGCGAAACGUCUCUUCUCUCAAGGUCUUUCAUUAUACAAUCAAAAUCAUACAUCAUGGGAAACAAGCAUGAAGCUAUUGAGUGAUUCGGUUCGAGUUUACGAGCAAUUAUUACGUGAAAUCAAUCUAGAUACUGUGAAUCUAUAUGAAUACGUUGCUUCGAUUUACAACGAUCGUCAUCAAUUUGAUUAUACGUGUAUGUAUUUGAAUAAAUGUAUUUCCAUUCUGAAAAUGAAUCUAUCGACAUCGUGCUCGUCAUCCACCAUACUACUCGUUGACGUUCUUCGUAAAUACGCGCAAACUUUGUUCCAUUGUCGAAAGUUUGAUGAUGCACGUCGUACGAUUCUUGAAGCUCAAUUAUUACUUGAUCAAAUGACUCCAACAUCGACGAUAAGCGAAGAAGAGAAACGUACAAUGGGCGUUUUGCAAACAAUGGAAGAUUUAAAAGCAAAAUGUGAUCUUUGUCUUGGCUAA